Thlaspi arvense is the source of this 3279-nucleotide messenger RNA. Lineage: Eukaryota; Viridiplantae; Streptophyta; Magnoliopsida; Brassicales; Brassicaceae. The record is from the annotation of a GenBank genome assembly.
CACCACGCAGUUUUCUCCAUUCAUUGUUUUCAAUACGAAAUGUCAAAAAAAAAAAAAACAAAGCCUGCCAUUUUAGUGCUCCAUUCAACAUGAACAUCUCUCUGCUUCUCAUCACCACGGAGCGUUCCACAAAGAUCCAAACUCUGUAAAUUCUUCAAACAAGAAAGAGAAACUCGCAGCAAAAUUCUCCAAUAAACGAAACCCUAUUGGACACUUGAAUUUGCCUAAACCUUUCGUUUGUCUCUUACCCCAAAUCCUGAAUUUUACUGGAUCGAGUAGAAAAAGCUUCGUGGAUUCUUCUGCAGAUUCGUUUUGAAGAGAAGAAGAAAUGUCGUCAAAUAGAAGAACCAAUAGUUCCCGAAGCUGGUCUACUCGAUCCAGACAAAACUCUCGAGUCACCUCACAGGUCCUUGCUGAUGCAAAGCUACACGGAAAUUUCGAAGAGUCCGAGCGAUUAUUCGACUAUUCAGCCUCAGUGAACCUAAACAUGCCGAGUUCUUCCUACGACAUUCCUUCUUCUUCAGCCAUCUCAACUUACCUACAGAAGAUUCAGAGAGGAAUGUUGAUUCGGCCCUUUGGCUGCUUAAUCGCUGUCAAUUCGAAAACCCUCAAAGUAAUUGCUUAUAGUGAAAACACACAAGAGAUGUUGGGUCUAACUCCACACACUGUGCCAAGUAUGGAGCAAAGAGAAGCUCUGAGUAUAGGAACAUAUGUGCAAUCACUGUUUCAGUCUCAAGGUUCUUCCGCGUUGCAGAAAGCUGCAGACAUUGGUGAGAUUAGUAUCCGAUAACGCUUCAUUGCAAAGCUUCGAGUAAGCCCUUUUACGCAAUUCUGCAUCGAAUCGAAGAAGGUCUUGUUAUAGAUUUGGAGCCGGUGAGUCCUGAUGAGGUGCCAUUUCCUUUGAGAUACGCUUGUGAGUUGUGAGUUCUUGACUCAGGUGUUCGGCCUGCAGAUCAACAAAGAAGCAGAAUCGGCUCUUCUGUUGAAAGAAGCGUAUCCUGCAAACUCAGAGUGUGUUAUGUGACAUGCUUUUUCGCAAUGCACCCUUAGGUAUUGUCACUCAGUCACCAAAUAUAAUGGAUUUUGUUAAAUGUGAUGGAGCAGCUCUUUACUACAGAGAGAAGCUCUGGUCUCUUGGGGUUACUCCCACAGAGACACAAGUUAAAGAUAUAAUCGAUUGGGUUCUCAGAAGUCAUGGAGGAAACACUGGCUUCACCACUGAGAGUCUAAUGGAGUCUGGCUACCCUGAUGCUUCAGUUCUCGGGGAGUCUAUCUGUUGAAUGGCUGCUGCAGUAUAUAUAUCUGAAAAGGAUUUCCUUUUAUGGUUCAGGUCUGGCACCGCGAAACAGAUCAAAUGAGGCGGUGCAAGACAUGAUCCUAAUGACAGAGAUGGUAAACAGAUGCAUCCUAGAUCCUCAUUCAAGGCUUUGAUGGAGACAGUCAGGUGGAAAAGUAAGCCAUGGGAUGACAUGGAGAUGGAUGCAAUCAACUCUCUACAGCUAAUAAUAAAUGGGUCAUUGCAAGAGGAGCAUCCAAAGACUGUUGCCAAUGUCAUCCCAUCUGUGGAUAAUAGGGUUCAGAAAGUGGAUGAGUUGUGUGUUAUAGUGAAUGAAAUGGUGCGGUUGAUCGAUACAGCUGCUGUUCCAAUCUUUGUAGUUGAUGCCUCUGGUGUUAUAAACGGUUGGAACUCAAAAGCGGCUGAGGUAAUUGGGUUGGCUGUUGAACAAGCAAUAGGUAAACCUGUGUUAGAUCUCGUUGAGGACGAUUCUGUGGAGACCGUUACGAACAUGUUAGCAUUGACUCUCGAAGGUAGUGAAGAACGUGGCGCUGAGAUCACGAUCAGAUCAUUUGGUCCUAAAAGGAAAAGCAGUCCAGUUGAAUUAGUCGUCAACACUUGUUGUAGUAGAGAUACGACGAACAAUGUUCUUGGUGUAUGCUUCACUGGACAAGAUGUUACAGGCCAGAAGAUGCUUAUCAAAAACUAUAGCCGCGUGCAAGGAGACUAUGCAAGAAUCAUGUGGAGUGCUUCUUCAACACUCAUCCCACCAAUUUUUAUGGCCAAUGAGAAUGGUUUAUGCUCAGAGUGAAACGACGCAAUGCAGAAGCUCUCGAGGAUAAAGAGAGAAGAAGCUGUCGAUAAAAUGCUUCUCGGUGAGGUUUUUACUUCGAAUGAUUAUGGUUGCCGCCUUAAAGACCAUGAUACUUUAACCAAACUGAGAAUAGUUUUAAAUGCUGUGAGUUCUGGCCAAAAUAACAUAGAGAAGCUUCUCUUUGGCUUCUACCAUCGCGAUGGUAGCUUCAUCGAGGCAUUGCUUUAUGCAAACAAGAGGACUGAUAUUGAGGGAAAGGUCACCGGGGUUUUAUGCUUCUUGCAAGUACCUGGUCCAGAACUCCAAUAUGCUCUACAGGUUCAGAAAAUAUCAGAGCAGGCAAUGGCCUGCGCUCUUAAAAAAUUGUCAUAUCUCCGCCAGGAAGUAAAGAACCCGGAAAAAGCGAUUUCUUUCCUUCAAGAUUUGCUACAUUCAUCUGGAUUAAGUGAAGAACAGAAGCAGCUCUUGAGGACAAGCGUUUCUUGCAGGGAGCAGUUAGCCAAAGUCAUAAGCGACUCAGACUUGGAGGGAAUCGAAGAAGGCUAUGUGGAGCUCGAUUGCAGCGAGUUCAACCUAGAGGAAUCUCUGGAAGCAGUUGUGAAACAAGUGAUGAAGCUGAGCAUAGAACGUAAAGUUCAGAUCAUCUGCAAUUAUCCUCAAUAAGUUUCGUCAGUGAGACUGUAUGGAGAUUGCGUAAGGCUUCAGCAAAUCAUCUCAGAGACUCUCAAGCAGCUUAAGGUUCACGCCUGCAUUUAAGGGACUAUGCGUAUCAUUCAAGGUAAUGGCGCAUAUAAAAGCUAUAGGGAAAAUAAUAAAGAGAAUGGAGCUCGAGUUCAGGAUAAUUCACCCUGCACCGGGACUGCCUGAUGAUUUUGUAAGAGAGAUGUUUCAGCCUUUGAGGAAAGGAACAUCAAGGGAAGGUUUGGGAUUACAUAUUACACAGAAGCUUGUGAAACUCAUGGAGAGAGGAACGUUGAGGUACUUGAGAGAGUCGGAAAUGUCAGCUUUUGUGAUCCUCGCAGAAUUUCCCUUGAUUUGAAGUCUUUGAGGUCUUAAUAAUAAUUGAAUAAAAAGUGGUGUUUUUGAAAUUUGUCAUUCUUUUCUUCACAGAAAUAUAUGUUUAGUUACUGUAACAUAAAUAUAGGAAUUUGAUUUGAUAUAUAUAUGUUUGCUCCAAAUUGGCUUGACU